Chironomus riparius is the source of this 4023-nucleotide messenger RNA. NCBI's taxonomy places the organism in Eukaryota, Metazoa, Arthropoda, Insecta, Diptera, Chironomidae. The record is from the annotation of a GenBank genome assembly.
AGCGUAAAUUAAAGAAAGAGACCUUAAAAAAUUCUGUUUGGAAAAUAUGGCAACUUCAGCUUUAACAACUGCGACUGCAUCCGCUUUAACAUCAACCCUUCCUGAAACACCCAAAUCAGUACAACAAUGUCCCAGAAAUUCAGCCAAUUCCAGUUCUACAAUAGCUGUUCAAACAGGUGCUGUGGAAGUUUCCAAAACUUUAUUAGAGGGCGAAAAAUUCAUUAAAUGGGAUGAGGAUUCUGGUUUGGGAACGCCUGUUACAUUAAAAAUAGAUAAACAAGGCUUUUAUCUUUACUGGGUUGAUCAAAACCAUGAAAUGGACUUACUUGAUAUUGCUACUAUUCGUGAUGUUAGAACAGCACAAUAUGCUAAAAAACCAAAGGACUUGAAGUUGCGACAAAUAGUAACAAUGGGAUCUCAGCAGGAUACACUUGAAGAAAAAACAGUAACAUUGUGUUAUGGAUCUGACUUUGUAAAUGUUAAUUUCAUAAAUUUUUGCUGCACAAGAAAAGACAUUGCGCAGCAUUGGAGUGAUGAGUUGUUAAAGUUAGCUUAUAAUUUAACACAACUUAAUGGGUCAUCGACAAGAUUUUUAGAGAAAGCUCACGUUAAACUAUGUUUGCAGGUUGACAAAUUUGGAAAAAUUCCGGUGAAAAAUAUAAUGAAACUUUUUGCAUCGCAUAAAGAUGAUCGACGACGAGUUGAAAAAGCAUUAGAAGUAUCAGGGUUACCAAUUGGUAAAACAGAUGCAAUUCCAAUUCAAAAACUUCAAUUUGAAGACUUUUUCAAUCUGUACAAAAAUUUAACAUUGCGAACCGAGGUGGAAAAGCUAUUUGAUGAAAUUGUCGGGACAUCAAAACGAAGAAUAAUGUCAAUAAGUCAAUUAGUGGAUUUUCUCAACAAAAUUCAGCGUGAUCCGAGAUUAAAUGAAAUACUUUUUCCAUAUGCUAAUCCAGCAAGAGCAAAAGAUAUAAUACAACAAUAUGAACCUAAUAAAUUUAACGCACAAAAAGGUUUGCUAAGUUUUGAUGGAUUUUUGAGAUAUUUAAUGUCGGAAGAUAAUCCUAUCAUGGCGAGUAAUAAAUUGGAAUUGUGUGAUGACAUGGAUCAACCAUUAUCGCAUUACUUUAUUAAUUCGUCCCAUAAUACGUAUUUAAUUGGACACCAAAUAACUGGUAAAAGCUCCGUUGAAAUUUAUAGGCAAACAUUACUUGCAGGUUGUAGGUGUGUAGAAUUGGAUUUUUGGAAUGGUCGUACGGAAGAACCAGUAAUUGUUCAUGGUUAUACAUUUGUCCCAGAAAUUUAUGCGAAAGACGUAUUAGAAGCAAUCGCUGAAAGUGCAUUUAAAACAUCUGAUUAUCCUGUGAUAUUGAGUUUUGAAAAUCAUUGCAAUCCCCGACAACAGGCAAAAAUUGCUAACUAUUGUCGUGAUAUAUUUGGAGAUAUGUUACUAGAUUUGCCAUUAGAUUCACAUCCGCUAGAUGCAUUUUUGGAGCUACCUUCACCACAGCUACUAAAGCGUAAAAUUAUUAUAAAGAAUAAAAAAAAGCACCACCACCAUCAUCAUCAUCAUAAAAAGUCACAAAAUCAAGUAGUAACAAAUGCCUUAAUGCUAACAUCAGAUAAACAUCAACAUAUAACAACAGAAGAAGGUUGUUCCACUGGUAGUAGUCAUUCUCAAAUUACUGGAAAUGGUGAUAUUUCACAACAACAUCCUCCUACACUACAACAAUUUCGACAAGCGUCUAAGGAUAGUACUGGUUCAUCAGACACUGACAGUUCUAGCGACGAUGAAUCAACUCAAGUUCCUUCAUCAGGUCUUCCAGAACCUAAUGAUAAGGUGCAAAAUGCAAAAGAAACUGAAGCAGGAGCCGAAAUAUCAGCUUUAGUGAACUAUGUACAACCUGUACAUUUUAGUACUUUUGAAAAUUCUGAAAAAAAGGGACGAUUCUAUGAAAUGUCAUCAUUUGAUGAAAAACAAGCAACUGCUUUAUUGAAAGAGCGUCCAAUAGAAUUUGUAAAUUAUAACAAACAUCAGCUGUCUCGUGUUUAUCCAGCUGGUUAUCGAUUUGAUAGUUCGAAUUUUAUGCCACAGUUGUUCUGGAAUUGUGGUUGUCAGUUGGUUGCACUAAAUUACCAAACACUUGAUCUUGGAAUGCAAUUAAAUCUUGGAAUUUAUGAAUAUAAUCAGCGUUGUGGGUAUUUGUUGAAACCGGAAUUCAUGAGACGAAAAGAUCGAAGACUAGAUCCGUUUGCUGAGAGUACGGUUGAUGGAAUCAUUGCUGGUACCGUUUCUAUUACUGUAUUAUCGGGUCAAUUUUUGACAGAUAAGAAAGUUGGAACUUAUGUGGAAGUAGAUAUGUUUGGAUUACCCGCCGAUACAGUGCGUAAAAAGUUCCGAACACGAAUAUUUCGUGAGAACAGUAUUAAUCCUGUUUAUGGAGAUGAGCCAUUUGUGUUCAAAAAGGUUGUAUUGCCACAUCUAGCAAGUAUUCGGAUUGCAGCAUAUGAAGAGAACGGAAAGUUUUUGGGACAUCGUGUAUUACCAGUAAUAGGUCUAUGUCCAGGAUACCGACACGUUUCAUUAAGAAACGAAUUGGGACAGCCUCUACCUCUAUCUACACUAUUUCUUUGUAUAGUCGUUAAAGAUUAUGUUCCAGACGGACUUUCUGAUUUCGCUGAAGCAUUAGCCAAUCCUAUUAAAUAUCAAAGCGAUUUAGAGAAGCGCUCACAACAAUUAGCUGUGCUUCAAGAAGAUAUGGAACCAAGCAAUGAUGAUGGAGAAAGUUCUAAAGAACAAGCAUCUGUCGCUUCAAUAAAAAAAGAGAUAAAGCCAUCGGAUACAGCAACAAGUAGUCCUAUGCAUCGAUCAAGUUUCUGCCCAUCAGCAUUACAUUCUUCAUCUGCCACUGAAUCAAAUUUAGUGGAGUCUCUUUCAAAUAUUGAUAGCAAUUUCAUAUCGGGUAGUUCAAAUGUUAAUAUUGGACCAAAUACAGCAGUAUCCAACAUUUCUCAAUCAAACGAAUCAUCUAAAAUCGCAACACUUCCACGUUCACAACCUGAAUUAGUUACAAAUGAAACCGAUGAAAUUGUUGCGGAAACACUUGAAAAAAUUCUUGAACAUAAAUCUAUACGAGAAAAACGAGAAACGUUGGAGAAAAAAGUUCGUUUGUUAAAGAAAAAUCAUGACAAGAAAAAAAUUGAAGUAGCACAAAGUGACAUUACAGAUGGGAAAAAGUCAUCAAUUAACAAACUUGUAAAAAAACUUAGCAGUAAAAAUAUGGAUGUAAACAUUCCAGUACCUCCAUGCCAAUUGUUGAGUAGCAAUGAUGAUCCUCUAAAUGAGCGUCUCACAAAUCUCUGUCGUGAGCACGCAUUAACGUAUCGAGAACUGUUGGAAAAAUAUCACGAACAAAUAUUUACAAUGGCAGAAACCCUUCUGCAUAAAUCACAAGACAACCAAAUGCAGCAUUUAAAGAAACUAAUGGAAAAAGAGACUAAUGAAGUAAUGCGCCAGUUGCAGCACACGAGAAAAUCAGAAGUUAAACAGUUGGCAUUAGUUCACAAAGAUAAAGAUGAAUUAGAAAGAAUGAAACGCGAGGUAGCAUCAACAGUUGUUGAAAAGGGAGUCGCUGAACGAGUUCGUUUAACAGCAAAUUUCGAGAAAAGAAAAGAGGAGUUACAAAAGCAGCAUGAUAUAGUGCGAAUAAAAUUAUUGGAACAAAGAGAAAAGAUUAAAACCAUGCUAGAAAAGGAUAUGAAUUCACAAGCAUGUGCUUCAUCUGAAUCUAUUAUGAACUUUUUCAAUGCUCUUGUACCACCAACAACAUCAACAAGUAGUAUUAGUCUGUCAACAGAAGCAACAGCUACUCCAAAUGACAUGCAAGCUAGUACAAAUUGCUUUAAAAACUAAUGAGCCCUUAAAAUAAUUCAAUGUAAGUAAGAUACAACAGUGAUUUUAGUUAUAUUUAUUUUUAAUAAAAAGUGAGGAUGAAAUCUGUUUUAAAAACUUUUUACAAGAAA